CUAUCCCCAGUUUGCAUAUUUUGCAUCCCAGUUUGCUAAAAAAUAAAAAUUGCUAAAAAAAUCUUGACGCGCUUGACGUUCAUAUAAAACACAUAUACACACAUUGUUUUAGUGUUAAACUGACCCUUUCAAUUUCUCUCUCUCUGCUCUCUCUUUCCUCUCUCUCUCAUUCAAUAUCAAUUCAACAAAACUUGUCCCUGCUUUUCCCCUUGCUCUGUUAGACACAUGAUUUUUUUAUUUUUCCCAACAUGUCCUAUGUAUCAUCGUAAUCAAACAAUAUUACUUGAUAAAUAUACCGUGUGUGUUAUUAAAAUACUAUCAUCCUGUAAAUUAUCAUUAUCAUACGGCUGACAGAUUAUCAAUCAUCUGGUUUAGUUGGUUGACAGAGAGAGGUGUUUAUUUAUAAUUUUUUAAAUAAGUUUUUCAUAUAUAUUUGUUGAUAAAAAACAAGCACUAUUAAGCGAAAUAUUGAAAUGAUGAAAAGCGGUGCUCUUCCUAAAAAGGAAAGCAAAAUGCGGAUACGUGCUUUUCCAACAACUGUUGAUGAAAAGUACGUUGAAAACAUUUGGAGCCUGCUUAAAAAUGCAAUUCAAGAAAUCCAAAAAAAAAAUAAUUCUGGACUCAGUUUUGAGGAACUAUAUCGUAAUGCAUAUACCAUGGUAUUGCAUAAAUAUGGUGAAAGAUUAUACACUGGUCUUAAAGAAGUUGUAACUCAACAUUUAGAAAAUAAAGUACGUGAAGAUGUACUUGAUUCAUUGCAUAAUAAUUUUUUACAAACACUUAAUCAAGCAUGGAAUGAUCACACAACAUCAAUGACUAUGAUUAGAGAUAUUCUGAUGUAUAUGGAUCGUGUUUAUGUACAACAAAAUAGUGUUGAUAAUGUUUAUAAUCUUGGACUAAUUAUAUUUCGUGAUCAAGUUGUUCGAUAUGGUUGUGUUAGAGAUCAUCUACGUGAAACAUUAUUGGGUAUGGUAUCACGUGAAAGAAGAGGUGAAGUUGUUGAUCGUAUGGCUAUUAAAAAUGCCUGUCAAAUGUUGAUGCGUUUGGGUAUAAAUUGUCGAUUAGUUUAUGAAGAAGAUUUUGAAAGACCAUUUUUACAACAAAGUGCUGAAUUUUAUCGGAUGGAAUCACAAAAAUUUUUAGCUGAAAAUAGUGCAUCAGUUUAUAUUAAAAAAGUUGAGGCAAGAAUUUCUGAAGAAUCUGAAAGAGCUAAACAUUAUCUUGAUGAAUCAACUGAAUCAAGAAUUGUUGAAGUUGUUGAAGAGGAACUUAUUAAAGUUCACAUGAAAACAAUUGUUGAGAUGGAAAAUAGUGGUGUUGUUCAUAUGUUAAAACAUCAAAAAACAGAUGAUCUUGGCUGUAUGUAUAAGCUAUUUUCACGUGUCAAUGAAGGUCUAAAAACAGUUUGUGAUUGUGUGUCAAGUUUCUUAAGAGAACAAGGAAAAUCAAUGGUACAAGAAAAUCAAGAUGCAUCAUCAAAUGCUGUACAUUUUGUACAAAAUUUACUUGACUUGAAAGAACGUUUCGAUCAUUUUCUUCAUCAUUCAUUUAAUAAUGAUAAAUUAUUUAAACAAAUGAUUGUAUCAGAUUUUGAAUAUUUUCUUAAUUUAAAUACAAAAAGUCCAGAGUAUCUUUCAUUAUUUAUUGAUGAUAAAUUAAAAAAAGGAGUCAAAGGAAUGACUGAACAAGAAAUUGAAGGAAUUCUCGACAAGACAAUGGUACUCUUUAGAUUUUUACAAGAGAAAGAUGUAUUUGAACGUUAUUAUAAACAACAUUUGGCAAAACGUUUGCUGUUAAAUAAAUCAGUAUCUGAUGACAGUGAAAAAAAUAUGAUAUCAAAACUUAAGACUGAAUGUGGAUGUCAAUUUACAUCAAAACUCGAAGGAAUGUUUAAGGAUAUUACAGUCAGCAAUACAACAAUGGAUGAAUUUAAAGAUCACGUUAUGGCAUCAGGUAUAAAUUUACGUGGUGUUGAUUUGAGUGUACGUGUAUUGACAACUGGUUUUUGGCCAACUCAAUCAGCAACACCAAAAUGUAGUAUGCCAUCAUCAGCACGUGAGGCAUUUGAUUGUUUUCGUCGUUUUUAUCUUGCAAAACAUAGUGGUAGACAAUUGACAUUACAACCACAACUUGGAUCAGCUGAUUUAAAUGCUGUAUUUCAUGGAGGACAAAAAAAAGAUGAUAUAAAUUGUAGUAGUGGUGUAGGUCUAGCUGUAAGUGGUAGUGGUGGUGCUGGUAGUAGUAGUAAUAAUAGUUUUGAAACACCAUCAUCAACAAGUUCAAUAAGUAAUUCAAGUUGUCCAAGUGGAAGUAGUAUUAAUCAACAACGUGUUAAUUGUAAUUCAAAUAUAAGAAAACACAUAAUUCAAGUAUCAACUUAUCAAAUGUGUGUAUUAAUGCUGUUUAAUAAUCGUGAUAAAUUAACAUAUGAAGAAAUUCAAAGUGAAACAGAUAUACCAGAAAGAGAUCUUGUUAGAGCAUUACAAUCAUUAGCAAUGGGAAAAGCUGCACAAAGAAUAUUAUUAAAACAGCCAAGAACCAAAGAAAUUGAACCAACACAUUUAUUUACAAUUAAUGACAGUUUUACUAGUAAAUUACAUCGUGUUAAAAUACAAACAGUUGCUGCUAAAGGUGAAUCUGAACCAGAAAGAAAAGAAACACGUAAUAAAGUUGAUGAAGAUCGUAAACAUGAAAUUGAAGCAGCUAUUGUCAGAAUAAUGAAAGCAAGAAAACGAAUGCCUCACAAUGUUCUUGUGUCAGAAGUAACAACACAAUUACGUGUUAGAUUUUUACCAUCACCAAUGAUAAUUAAAAAAAGAAUCGAAGGUUUAAUAGAACGUGAAUAUUUGGCAAGAACGCCAGAAGACAGAAAAAUGUAUACUUACGUUGCUUAACCAGUGAAAUUAAACAUGAAAUAAAUUUAAAUAACCAAUAAGGACAACAACAAAUUGUCACUGGUAAAAUUGUUUGGUGAAUUUUAAUUUUUAAAAAAUAAUUAAAAUGAAAAAAAUAUAUAUAUAAGUAAUAAAAAAAAAAAUAAAUCAAUCAAGGAGAUAAAAAAAUAAUAAUAAUAUAAACUUUAAAAGAAAAAAAUUUGAUUUUUUUUUUUUUUUUUUCUUUUGGUUUUAUAUAUUUUCUUUAUCAAAUUUUGUGAUUAAAAUAUAGAUCAUUUUUUUUUUUUUCUUUUGCUGUAAAUUUUUAUUUAAAAAUUUUUACAAAAUACAAUUGUUAAGAAUUAAAAUUAAAAACAUAAAUAUCUAUGUUUUACGAUUUAAUUGAUAAGAAUAUUGUCAAGUAAGGUUUAAAAAAAAAAAAAAAAAAUGAAAAAUAAUUAUUAGAUUUAAAU
Molecule: messenger RNA, 3346 nt
Organism: Aphidius gifuensis
Lineage: Eukaryota; Metazoa; Arthropoda; Insecta; Hymenoptera; Braconidae
Gene: Cul3
Product: cullin-3
Exons: 12
Coding region: 474-2894 (806 amino acids)
Biological process (GO): protein ubiquitination; ubiquitin-dependent protein catabolic process
Cellular component (GO): Cul3-RING ubiquitin ligase complex
Molecular function (GO): ubiquitin protein ligase binding
Source: RefSeq, a predicted model, not a curated record